AUGAAUGAGCCGUUUGCCUGCACCUAUGCGGACGUUAUCUAUCGCCCUUGGGUGACACAGACGUUGAUGGAUACCCCUUACGACAUCACGCUUGUCGUCGAUACCGCUUGGCGAGAGCGUUACGCUGCGCGUACACUUCACCCCGAAGAUGAUGGUGAAAAAAUCCUCGCAGACGGAGCGCGCGUCACAAGAAUCAGCCGUGAUAUAGCACCCGAAGCCGCACACGGGGAAUAUAUCGGUGUUGCAAAAUUUAGCGAGCGCGGGGCGAGGCUUCUACGGGACCAUUUCCACCGGGUUUGCCGUGAAUAUAACGGCGCACCCUUUCAGGGGGCAGCCUCUGUGCAGAAAGCGUAUCUGAUUCAACUCUUUCAGGAGAUGGUUGAGCAGGGCGUGGAAAUCCACAAGGUGGACAUUGCAGGUGGAUAUUAUGAGAUCGACACCACACAGGAUUAUGAGAUUGCGAAUGAAGUUUGGUAG
Molecule: messenger RNA, 477 nt
Organism: Geodia barretti
Lineage: Eukaryota; Metazoa; Porifera; Demospongiae; Tetractinellida; Geodiidae
Source: the annotation of a GenBank genome assembly